Austrofundulus limnaeus is the source of this 2473-nucleotide messenger RNA. Its product is annotated as arf-GAP with SH3 domain, ANK repeat and PH domain-containing protein 1. Gene Ontology annotation, cellular component: cytoplasm. Lineage: Eukaryota; Metazoa; Chordata; Actinopteri; Cyprinodontiformes; Rivulidae. Gene Ontology annotation, molecular function: GTPase activator activity; protein binding. The record is from RefSeq and is a predicted model, not a curated record. Gene Ontology annotation, biological process: positive regulation of GTPase activity.
ACCGGAAGUUGUGUUUUCCAUUAACAUUAGCUCGACUCGAGCCCACGGAACACAGCUCUGAACGCAGCAGAGCGAAAGAGAGAGUAGCAGUGAGUGUGUCUGCGGCACCGUGUGGCUGUUGGAAAAAAAAGAAAGAAAGAAAAGAAAAAAAAAAAGACACACACACAAACUACGGCUGAAGAGGAAAGGACCGAACCACGGCGCAGUUCCAGACGACUUUGGACUAUGCUAAAACCCCACACUCGGGCUGCUAACGGUGCGCCUGCUUUAACGACACGCGCGUCUCUCUCUCCUUUUUUUGCACAUCUGUAGAUCAUAAUGAAGGCAUUUCUUCACCGUGGCUCUUUCUCCGAGGUUUAGUCAAGACGCGGGGGUGACACUAUAGGAACGUGUCGUUUUUCAGACCUGUCUCUCACAAGGAAAACACUCGCCGAGGGGACGCACCCMUGUACGGUUUAAGACGGAUUCCUCCCCGGAGAACACCGAAGUCGUUUGAGAAGAAGGAUAAAGACACGUCCUGAUCAUCCCGAGAGUUUCAACAGCUCUGCAAAAGGGAGGGAGGGAAAACGCGGCGUUGUCCUUCCUUCGUCUUGCACCCCGCCAACCAUCAGCUUUGUUUUUUUUUAUGUCAUUCUUCUUUCAUGCUUUUGUCUUUCUGAAGCUUCAUCGCCGAGCCUUUCUCUGGGCAUUUUUAUCCCCUCCCUCCCCUCUAUCCCCCCGUUAAAGGAUGCCGGAUCAAAUAUCGGUGUCCGAGUUUCUCUCGGAGACGACAGAGGAUUACAAUUCCCCGACCACGUCCAGCUUCACCACCCGCAUGCAGAGCUGCAGGAACACCGUGAACGUGCUGGAGGAGGCACUGGACCAGGAUCGAACGUCUCUGCAGAAAGUGAAGAAAUCAGUGAAGGCAAUCUAUAGUUCAGGUCAAGAUCAUGUUCAGAACGAAGAAAACUACGCCCAGGCUUUGGAUAAAUUUGGAAGCAACUUCAUCAGCCGGGAUAACCCUGAUCUGGGAACAGCCUUUGUGAAGUUCUCCUCCCUCACCAAGGAGCUGUCCGCUCUUUUGAAGAACCUGCUCCAGAGCCUCAGCCACAAUGUGAUCUUCACCCUGGACUCGCUGCUAAAGGGAGAUCUGAAAGGCGUGAAAGGGGACAUAAAGAAGCCUUUUGACAAAGCGUGGAAGGACUACGAGGCCAAGUUUACAAAGAUAGAGAAGGAGAAGCGAGAGCACGCCAAGCAGCAUGGGAUGAUCCGUACUGAAAUCACCGGGGCUGAGAUCGCAGAGGAGAUGGAGAAGGAACGACGCUUGUUUCAACUCCAGAUGUGCGAGUACCUGAUCAAAGUAAAUGAGAUCAAGACCAAGAAAGGAGUGGACCUCCUGCAGAACCUGAUUAAGUAUUACCARGCACAGUGCAAUUUCUUCCAAGAUGGCUUGAAGACAGCAGAUAAGCUGAAGCAGUACAUCGAGAAGCUGGCAGCUGACCUCUACAAUAUUAAACAAACUCAGGACGAGGAGAAAAAGCAGCUGACUGCUUUGCGAGACUUGAUCAAGUCCUCCCUCCAGCUGGACCAGAAGGAGUCUAGAAGAGACUCACAAAGUAAGCAGGGUGGCUACAGCAUGCACCAGCUGCAGGGAAACAAAGAGUUUGGAAGUGAGAAGAAAGGGUACCUGCUGAAGAAGAGUGACGGGCUGAGGAAGGUGUGGCAGAGGAGACAGUGCUCAGUGAAGGGAGGCAUCCUCACCAUCUCUCAUGCCACAUCUAAUCGGCAGCCGGUGAAACUCAACCUGCUCACCUGCCAGGUGAAGCCGAGUGCCGAGGACAGAAAGUGCUUUGAUCUUAUUUCUCAUAACCGGACAUAUCACUUCCAAGCUGAAGACGAACAAGAGUUUGUUGCAUGGAUCUCGGUACUGACCAACAGCAAGGAGGAGGCCUUAAACAUGGCGUUCCGUGGCGAGCCGAGCAGCGGAGGGGAGGACGGGUUAGAGGACUUGACUAAAGCCAUCAUAGAAGACGUGCUGCACAUGCCGGGCAAUGAAGUCUGCUGCGACUGCGGCGCUCCAGAGCCUAAGUGGUUGUCCACCAACRUGGGGAUUCUCACCUGCAUCGAAUGCUCCGGCAUCCAUCGAGAAAUGGGGGUCCACAUUUCUCGCAUCCAGUCCAUGGAGCUUGACAAGUUAGGAACCUCAGAACUCUUGCUGGCCAAGAAUGUAGGGAACAGUAGUUUUAAUGAAAUCAUGGAGGCGAACCUUCCCUCUCCUUCACCAAAGCCCACCCCCUCGAGUGAUAUGACGGUGAGGAAAGAGUUCAUCAACGCUAAGUACGUGGACCACAAGUAUGCGAAGAAGACCUGCACGUCGGCCGCUGCUAAGAUGAUCGAGCUGUUCGAGGCGGUCCAGUCCCGGGACCUGCUGGCUCUCGUUCAGGUCUACGCUGAGGGGGUGGAGCUUAUGGAGCCGCUCCCUGAGACUGGACCG